Erigeron canadensis is the source of this 1187-nucleotide messenger RNA. RefSeq lists its product as uncharacterized. Lineage: Eukaryota; Viridiplantae; Streptophyta; Magnoliopsida; Asterales; Asteraceae. Bases 131 to 1036 code for a protein of 301 amino acids. The record is from RefSeq and is a predicted model, not a curated record. The transcript has 5 exons.
AGUUAUAUUUGCCUUUUACGCAUCUCCUUCUUCUUCAAAUCAAAGAAAGAAAAAGGAAAACCCAAAAUCAUAACAUCUCGUGCUUUGACACUUCAGAUAGAUUUGUAAUUGAAAAAUUGGUAGGUAAGAAAUGAGUAAUUUGAGAACAACAAUAAUACUAUGUAGACCACAACAUCAUCAUCAUCAUCAUCGUGCCGUCGUAACAACAUGUUGCAACUGUUGUAGUUACAACAAUAAUAACAACAGGUUUGGAAGUCGAACGUUUGUCAGUAAUAAGAUGGUUCCAAAACAACAGCCUAGAUUGUUUUCUUUUUCACCCUCAUCAAUUCUUGCCCCAAAAAUGGAAACAUUGUUUAUGUGGGGUAGUGAUAGAUAUAGUCAUCAACAACAAAGAAGGAAAAUGGUAGUUAGAGCAGCAGCUGCUAAUUGGACUGAUGAUAAUAAAUCACCUUAUGCUACUCUUGAGGUGGAGGGCGAUGCUGAUGAUGAGCAAAUAAAGUUGGCUUAUAGACGUCUAGCCAAGUUUUAUCACCCUGAUGUUUAUGAUGGCAGAGGUUCUCUGGAGGAAGGGGAAACUGCUGAAGCUCGUUUCAUCAAGAUUCAAGCAGCCUAUGAGUUGCUCAUAGACAGUGAUGAGCGGAGGAAGUAUGAUAUGGAAAACCGGGUUAAUCCAAUGAAGGCAUCUCAAGCAUGGAUGGAAUGGCUAAUGAAAAAACGUAAGGCUUUUGAUCAGCGGGGUGAUAUGGCUAUUGCUGCUUGGGCUGAACAACAGCAACGAGAGUUGAAUAUACGUGUACGGCGUAUGUCACGUUCAAAGAUUGACCCUGAUGAGGAAAGAAGAAUCCUUGCAAAAGAGAAGAAGGCGUCAAUGGAGAAUUACAACAAUACUUUAAAGAGGCAUACGCUUGUGUUGAGGAAAAGAGAUUUGAUGAGAAAGAAAGCAGCUGAAGAGAGUAAAAAACUUAUAAUUAAUAAACUCCUUGCAGCAGAAGGUCUCGAGCUCGCAUCUGAUGAAGAUGAUGCACCAUCAUCAUAGGCGAUAUUGUGAUUCCUUCUUCCAGUGUUCUGUUGAAUAUAUAUAGGGUGUAUAUUGAUUGAGGGUAUAUAACUAUAUAUUGUUGUAUUACUAGACAAUAUGUAUAUAUGGCUUUCUGAGUACACAAUACAAGUUUUAUGCAUCUUCAACA